Messenger RNA from Leptidea sinapis, 5738 nucleotides. RefSeq names its product proline dehydrogenase 1, mitochondrial (gene slgA). The transcript is spliced from 11 exons. Lineage: Eukaryota; Metazoa; Arthropoda; Insecta; Lepidoptera; Pieridae. Gene Ontology annotation, molecular function: FAD binding; proline dehydrogenase activity. Gene Ontology annotation, cellular component: mitochondrion. The record is from RefSeq and is a predicted model, not a curated record. Bases 91 to 1827 code for a protein of 578 amino acids.
AUUUCAUAGCGUUUGGAAAUUCAGUUGUCAGUUGUCAGCCGGCUUGUGUAGACGUGUGUUUUGUGUAAACCGUGCGCGGAGCUUUUGAACAUGGCUCUGCUACGUCGGCUGGCAGUGAAUGCUCCUCGAGGCGUCCGUAUUCUUUCCACGCCACCAACAUCACGCGACGAUCUAGAUCUUACAUUCAGCAACUCGAAAGAGGCGUUCAAAAGUAAAAAAACUAGCGAACUAGUCCGGGCAUACCUCGUCUACCAAAUAUGUUCCAUCAACUGGAUUGUCGAGAACAACGAUAUGUUGAUGAAGAGACUUCGUCAACUCAUCGGUCAGCGGAUGUUCGAAGCUAUCAUGAAGGCUACAUUCUAUGGACAAUUCGUAGCUGGUGAAGACCAGAACAAGAUCAAACCCACAAUUGAGAGGCUGAAGUCCUUCGGUGUAAAGUCCAUCUUGGACUAUUCGGUGGAAGAGGAUCUAUCACAAGAAGAAGCUGAGAAGAGAGAAGUCAGCGCUUCGAUCUCGGUAUGCGGCGACAAGGAGGAGGAAGGCCAACUCAAGCAGUACCACGUGGAGCAGAGGUUCGCUGACCGGCGCUACAAGGUUACCAGUGCCAGGACAUACUUCUACCUCAACGAGGCCUCUUGCGAGAAGAAUAUGGAAGCGUUCCUGAAGAGUAUCGAUGCUGUUGCAGGUAUCACACAGAGCACCGGGCUGAUGGCUGUAAAACUGACAGCUCUUGGAAGACCUCAGUUACUUCUUCAACUAUCAGAGGUCAUCAUGCGUGCACGUAAUUACAUGCAACAGAUAGCUGGUGGUACCGGAAACGUCCUCACGCACCACAAAACCAUCGAGGACUUCCAGCGGUACCUCGGCGAACACUCCUCCAAACCAGAGGUCCAGGACUUUAUGAAGAAGAUCACCUCUGAUACGGAAGGAAUCGUCCAUUUAUUCCCGUGGUCGAACAUUCUGGACAAAGACAUGAACCUCUCCGACUCAUUCCGUGUGCCUGAUCCGAAGAGCGGCCAGAUGCGGCGUCUCAUCUCGCAGAUAUCACCCAAAGAGGAGGAGAUGUUCAGGAACAUGUUGCGGAGACUUAACCACAUCAUUCAGGUGGCUGCGGAAGCCGACGUGAGAAUCAUGAUAGACGCUGAACAGACCUACUUCCAGCCAGCAAUCUCCAGGAUCUGCCUCGAAAUGAUGAGGCGAUAUAAUAUCGGUAGAUACGUUGUGUUUAACACAUACCAGACUUACCUGAAGAAUACAUAUAACGAGAUCGUAACAGACCUGGAGCAAGCUGAGCGACAGAACUUCUACUGGGGAGCAAAGUUAGUGCGCGGCGCUUACAUCGAACAGGAGCGCGCUCGUGCGGCGGCGAUGGGCUACGAGGACCCAACCUGCGAGAGUGUCGAGGCCACCACGACAUCAUUCCAUAAGUGUCUCAAGGAAAUCCUGAGCAGAGUGAAGGGUGAACGUAAGAAUAAGUUGGGUAUUAUGGUGGCCUCACACAACGAGGACACGGUGCGGUACGCGAUUCAGCUCAUGCGGGAGCAUGGCAUCACUCCCGAAGAGCGCGUCGUGUGCUUCGGACAGUUGCUCGGCAUGUGUGACCACAUCACCUUCCCCUUGGGCCAAGCUGGUUAUUCCGCGUACAAAUACGUGCCCUACGGCCCAGUGCUGGAAGUGUUGCCAUAUUUGUCGCGGCGUGCGAAUGAGAACCGUGGGUUCUUGAGCAAAAUUAAAAAGGAAAAAGGACUUAUUUUGAAGGAAAUUAGCCGCAGAGUUGUCACCGGUCAAAUGUUCUACAAACCGGUCGGUAACUAUACACCUGUUUAAUGAGACGUUUAUGUUUUAGGAAAUUGAGCCUCGGUUUGUUUGUAACUCGCCGCCAUUUUGUAAUAGUUUGCCAAGAAUAGAUGUUAUUACUUAUUAGCCAAUGCAAUAAAUGAGUCCUAUUACUGAUGUGCAUUAACUUAAUGUUUUUAUUACUUUCUAUAAAAUAUAAUAAUUUAUGGGAAUUAAAUUUAUAGCUACACAAUCGACUCGUAAAUUUUUAAUGAAUGACACCUAUCAUAGUCUCCGAUAAUGGGACGUGAAUUUUAAAACUAAAUAGCUUAGAUUAAGGAUUGGUCUCCGCACCUAAGAACCUACCUUACGAACUACCUACCUUAAGAACUUACCUAAGAACAAUAGCUUUUUUAUUGUAGUAACUAUUAGAUGCGUUGCAUCUUGACACUCAAUAUCUUUCAGAUUUUGUGACAUACGCUUCGUGUUAUUUUACAUUCACAUUAAUAAAAUACAAAAUAAUUACUGAUGAUAUGUGAUCCCAGUGUCUUUCUUAUUUCUGUUAGUAUUAUUUUUACAAAGUUUUACUAUGCAACCCGGCAUUUUAGUAUCAAUUAUUAGCAAAGUUUGACAGAACAUGUCAUCGUGUCAUACAUUAGGCGUUGUAUUAGUUGCAACACUUUGUGACUACGCCUGCGGUAUAUAGUUGGAGCGCAGCAGAGACCAAUCCUUGAUCUUAUCCAAACAGCUUGAGAGUUCAGGGCAUUAUAUAUCUAAUUUAUUAUUAUUUACUGGAUUAUCUAUUACCAUGAAUUAUUAUAGUGAAAAUUAAUUUGAAUGAAUACACCAGGAAUACAUAAUAUAUUUAUAAAAGACGCUUAGUAUGUACGACCGUAAUAAGUACUCUACUCAUCACUGACCUCUACUAUAUACCACUGGACUGGCGGCCGUCAAAGUGCUUUUAUUGCCUGUUAAAUAUUCGCCAUUUUGGCGCUGUAGGCCAUAGCGACAGUCUGCGGUACUACAACUAGUGAUGACGACCUCAGCUAAAGAAACAUCGAUAGGAAACUAUUUACAAAAAUUUAAUAUUGUUUUAUAUUACUUUGAUUCCUGAAGUGUAAAUAACACGGAAUAUGAACGAAAUUAAUUCAAAAUGCAAAUAUACUUCAGAGUAUUGUACGUUCCUUCGCAGCCAUUUGUACUAUACGUCAAAAUUAGUUCUCUGGACGGUCGCGAGUGGCGCUUCAAAUAGGCAGAAAAGAUUUGCUGUCAAACAUAUGGAACAGCCUGUCCAGUGGUAUUUAUACAGGUAGACUCUAAUGGAUACUUAAAGUUCCUUUCCAUUCUUGUCCAUACCAAGUGUUAUUAUGUUUCGAAUGUGGCGUAUUUUAAAUAAUAUUGGAGUAAUAGUUGUGAUACAUUUAUUAAACUAUGCUUUUUUGCGCUCUACAAGUUAGGUUGAGUUUUAAUCUAGUUCUAAAACAAUAUCUAGUAGAAUUUUAAGUUCCGCCUCCACAUUAUCAUGCGCGUAAAUAUUAUCUCAAUUAUAUCGUAUGGCAUUUAAUAUGUUUUCUUGCGUAGAUUAGUUGUCUCAAGUUAAUAUUUAGUAUCUAAUCUUUGGCUCUAGACGUAAAAAAGUUGGAAUGACAUUGUAUACAAAUAUUAUUGUUAUCUUAUUACUAGUUUCUAGAAAUUAUUUAUUCUUCUAUUGUUUUUAUUACGUUUGGAUUUUUUUUUUGGUAAGAGUUCUAACAAUUCAAGCUGUUCCGACUUACCUUAUGAUUUCCUGAGUUGAUUUUUUUUUGUUUAAACCUGAAAUAAUUUAUUCGUCUAGAUAGCUGCUGUUAUAACGAUGAAAUAUAGUGGUCAACUGUUAACCUCUAUUUCCAGCCUUCAUAAAAAAACCUGGCCUGUUGUCCUGCGUUGCUUAGCAGCAAGACGUAUAAAUUAUCUAAGGCUUAAACCUUAUACGCUAGAAUUUAAUUUGAUAUUUAGUUCAGUUAUUAUGCAUUGUUUCUGUUAAAUGCAUCUCUAUAUUAAUGAAAUGAUCAUCGAUUUUUAAUCUGUACAACUUUACGUCAAUUAGCUGUAUUACGGGACUUAAUGAGUGCAUUUGUAUUUCAAGCCUUAUUUAUUUACUCUUAAGCUAGUAUGUGUUUUUUGCUAUUUAUUAUGCUUAUCACUCGUAUAAAUGUUACGUCUGCCGUCUAUACCCAAUAUAUAACCUGUUUAGUCAAUUUGCUAACCCAAUUAUUAUGAAAGGUAUAAAAUAAUUUCUUGGGCCAUAUUAUGAUAAUUAUUUCAAUGACAGGGCCGGCAUAUAAUCGAUUGCUUGUGAAAAAGUAGCGUACCGCUGAACUUAAGUUAUGUAACCGUUUAUCCUGUCAUUAUUAGGUCACAUGAUACAGAUUGAGAUGUAUAUUAAUAUAUACUAUACUGACAGUGAGGGGUAUAAGGACAGAAUUUGUUAUGUUACACAAGCACGUAAUCUUAAUAUGUAGCUGUCAUAUGUAGAUGUCAUCAUGACAUUGACAGUUUAUGGUACAUUUCAAAAUUAACUAAUGUCAACUGUCAUGUGGUUAACGACGAUAGCAUUACCUUUUUGGUGUCGAGGGUGAUGGGUAAGGAGGACAAUCUCAACGCCUUAGAUCAUAUCGUCUAUGUCUAGACAAUGACAGCUGUGAAAACGUUGAAUUUAGACCUAACCUCUAUUUUGAGCAAUCCCACUAACAUAAAAUGUCAUACAAAUCGCAAGUGUAAGACGUAGCUUGUCAAGGACAGGCCAGCUUAUUUUUAUCUAGACGUAUUUAUUAUGUUAUCACCUAUAAGCGGUAAAUAGAGCUGUCGACGCAUUAGCGAGUACUUACUUAUCAAAGAGGAUGUAAAUACUAAAUAAUAGGAGGCGGGACUGCCUGAGUAAAAAUUUAAAUUAAGUUUAGUAUGAAGCGUAAUUUGACAUAAGUUUGAAAUAGUUAUUACUAUAAUAAGGCGACGAAGUGGCUUAAGAACGUAGUGAAUUUCGGCUACCUCCGUUUUUUACAAGAUUAUAGCCGUCAUCUGUCUAUCUAAUAAUGACUGCACGUUUCAUACAUGCUUUCUUCUUAGGGAGGUUCGCUACGCUAGUAUGUAUUUUUUCAACGCGCCUCGCUCCGUCAGGCGUCAAUAAUGGCUAAAUUCAUUACAUGCCCUUUUAUUUAUUUAUAUUGUUGGAGAAUCUACAGCUGAAUAUUUUACAAUAGUCACGUGAUAAAAUAACAGAAAGCCAUUUACAGAUUCCCUUUUGCUACACUAGCGCCAUUCUGCGCGGAUUUGGAACUAUUAUUAACUCUUACAGCUGGAUAUUUUUUUUAAACUAAAACUAUGGUCUACAUUAAGAGAUUGUUCUCCUUACAUCUACCCCAAACUCUUUUAGGGUUAGACUAGGGGUUUGGCCAUUGCCUGUUAGAUAAAUCAAGUUAAAUUAAUGCUCAAAAAUCAUAUAAUAAAUCCUGCGUUACUAAACAUCACAAUAUCCUAAUAAUAAUAACUAUUUGAUAUGUUUAGUGUUGUUAAUGAAUUAGUUUGUGGGGUGCAUAGAUACCUAUGAAUUAGAAAUUAGUCCUAAUGUGAAAAAUUAUGUUUGAUUUGAUCUUUUAAUAUCAGUAUUGGCUUAUCUAGUUAUAUUAACGGAAGGCGACCGGUUGAAUAAUGAAAGAUUUAGUUCCUAUUUGUAUAAAUAGGGAAUGCCCGCGAAUUUAGUUUCGAAAUAUUAUGUAGGUAUUAUUAUUAUAUUUUAGUAUUUUUUAUUUACCUCAUUAAUUUUCUGAUGAAUUAAGAUUUUUAGAUAUGUAAUGUAUUGCGUUAAAUUACGUUAUUUUUAUUAUAUUUUUUGUAAGCAGUUUAAUUUUACUGUGCUGAUUAUUGUGAUGCUAUUGUAGAUCUUACACGUAGACGUUUAAUAAAGACAAAAUGUUGUUUCUUUA